UUCGGUUUUAGUUUCGAUUUCUAGCCAAGAGCUAGAUCCGUGAUUCCAUUGACAAUGUUGCGAUUGGCCAGCUCCACACUUAGUAGUUCCAUAUGUCUUAUUGUGUUUUUUAAUUUUUUGUGGCUGCUACUGCUGACGACGACGACGACGACGACGUCCGCCAAGCCCACCAACUCCAGUGAUUCUGGCACCAAGAAUGGAAUGCUGCAUGUGACCAGCUUUGUGAACCAGAAGCCCAAGUCGGGAGUACGUGAAGAGUUCGAUUUCGAGCAGAAUGAGGCGGAGGCCACCAACUCGGCGCAUCUGCAACAGCUCUUCGGCAGUUUGUUGCAACUGCCUGGUAAGGGAAACAUGAGUCUGGAGCUGUCCCUGGAGACGGACGACGAUCCGGUCAGCGAGCGAAACCAGCUGGAUGAUGAGAUGAAGGCCACUGGCGAGCAGCAUGAGGGCUUCACCGAAACUGCGGAUGCAUGGCAUCGCAUUAAGCUAAAUAUUCCGGUCCUGGAGCCGGUGAAGCACCUGAUAAACACAGUUGGCGGUGGCGGCGUGAACGACUCCCAUGUGAAGAGCAAUACUCAUCGGCUGAUUGGACACCAUGGCGUCCACGAAACUCACCACAAUGGCGGGAACAUCAGCUCCCCGGCCAUCGAAACGGAGGAGGAUCGGGAGACAGCCAUCGACAGCACCGGAUUCGAUGUUCUGGAAACGUUGGGCAGCGCGGGAACGGUUCUGUUCAGCAUCUUGCAGAAUCUUCGCAAGGUGUUUGCCGCUAGCGCUGGAAGUGCAAGUUCCGCAUCCUCGGGGGGCGGCGGCGGUGGAGCAAACUAGUGGACUUUCUCGGAGAUUAUGUUCUGUGAUUAAUAUAAGUCUUGUGCAAAUUCGGAUUUCCCUUGAUUCUUACUAAUUAAAUAAACGAAAUGUUAUGAAAAUGG
Messenger RNA from Drosophila melanogaster (fruit fly), 932 nucleotides. RefSeq lists its product as uncharacterized. The record is from RefSeq and is marked reviewed. NCBI's taxonomy places the organism in Eukaryota, Metazoa, Arthropoda, Insecta, Diptera, Drosophilidae. The transcript has 2 exons. The coding region runs from base 55 to 828 and encodes 257 amino acids.